Messenger RNA from Solea solea (common sole), 3003 nucleotides. RefSeq lists its product as uncharacterized. The record is from RefSeq and is a predicted model, not a curated record. Lineage: Eukaryota; Metazoa; Chordata; Actinopteri; Pleuronectiformes; Soleidae. The transcript has 3 exons. Bases 546 to 908 code for a protein of 120 amino acids.
UUCUUGCGCAGCCGCAGUUCCAUGUAAACACAACCGAGGUUGUAUCUUGGGGCUAACAUCAGUGGCUCAGUUUAGCUGAUAGGGAUUUUUUUUUCUCGGGCUGUUGUAAAACGGUUUUUUUAAUCGUCGCUUUAGAGAAACGAACGUCAUUACUUAAUGUUGGACUCGACCAACAUAUGAAGAGCACCGGCUUAGAAGGCUAGCUCGCGUUGACGUUAGCAUUAGCUUGUACCUGAUGAUAAAGGGCUUUAGCCUGACUUGUUAUCUAACUAACCGGUCGGUUUAACAAUUAAAUCGUGUAGCGGUGGCCCUAUACCGUUGUACGGUCGUUGUGUUGGUCUGGUAGGAUGACUUAUAACGCCACGUCAUUAUCUGGUGUAAUUAUCUAGCUAGAAAGAGCUAGUUUUGUUAAUUCAGGCGCUAGGCCUUCGACGGACAUCGUACAAGCUACGAUUCUCGAGUCGGCAACGUCAACUCGCCACGUCCUUCAGUCAAGUCUUAAGAAACACACAAAAAAGGAGAGCUGACUGAUUUCGUGACAUCAUAUGUUGACUGACAACAGGAAACGACAGCGCAGUGGCGGCGGUGGUGAUGAGGAGAGCGGCCACCUGGUGCCCCAAGCCAAAAGGCAAAGCAGAGCUCAUCCUCUCUCUCCUGAGACAGGCCGGGAUGCCUGGGACUCUGAGUCGUCCAACAGUGAGAGCAACAGCAGCAUCAGCAGCCCGGAACAUGCAGCUGGGAGCUGUAGCAGUCGGUGUGCUGUGGGCUCCUGUAGCCCCCACAGCUCUGGCGACUCUUCAGAACUGCCCGGCUCCACAAACCUGGUGUCCUACCUGCAGAUCAACCGGGUCCUGAAGGAGGCCCACUUCCAGAGCCUGCAGAGCCGAAACCAUGUCAGAGACACAUGAUGACUCGCCGUCUCUCCGUCAGCCGGACGUCCAAGAGACCAAAGUGUGUUGGACCGCCACAUGCUGAAUCACUUCACUUAGCUCUUCCCCACCCAUCUCCAGUUACUGUGAAAUCUCACAGCUCUGCAUAUCUGUGGUUGGAGAGCAGCUCCUUGUCAGGUAUCUGAAGGGUGUUCACCAUACAAAUAAAUCAAAGUGAUAAUCAUGUUAGCAAUAAUAACUGUGCGAUCCAUUCAAACAUAUUUUGUGAUCCACUGGAUUUCUGACAAGUUUGGUUUACAUGUCGCUCCAAGAGCCUUUUUAGUGACUGACUGAUGACGAUGAUGAUGGCGAUGAACCCCUGUGUUUUAAAUAUUGUAUGAAAAUAGUGCUACUGGAGCUGCACAAAUGGCACCAAACACAAUUUUCGGCAGGUUAGUGUGAUUGAUUUAGUCUCCUAGUAGGGUUGUUUUUGUUUUUUUUGCUGAACCUGUCUGUGUUUGUACAUGGACCAGUCUCAGGGAGGAUUUGCACUUGUCUUGGGCUGCUUGUUUGUUUUCAUAUUCAGAAGGGGCCUCUGUUACUGGCGGCUGUAGAUGCCAUGGGUCUUAACUUGCCCUUGGAAGCUCUUUUCUCUCCUUACUUUGUUAGUGAAUAGCGUUUAAAUAUCUUGUCAGUAGAUUCCACUUGGACGUAGCAGGAGAGUCAAACCAUGCAGUGACUUGGUUUUUGCUCGGAUCAGAAAUGAAACAAUUUCACUGCCAAAAGAAUUGAAUUGAAUUAUGUGUAAAAUUUGACCUAAUUUUGAGUUUAAAAAUUUGGUACCUUUUUUCUUUUCUUUUUUUUUAAAUUCUGUAUUUAACUAUAAUUAUUGUGCAGAUUUGCAGCGUUGGCAGUUAACAGUCCCCAGGUGUUGCUUUCAAGCCCUCACCAGCAUUUUACCUAAUUAUUUUUCUCAUAGCAUGUCGAAAGUAAAUUAUUUCAGCCAGUGUGCACUUUGUUAGUCAACAUCGCCCACCCGAGCUUCUCGUGAUUACUGGACAAGAAGCUAAUGUGGUCAAUGUACAAAUUUGAGAACGUAGUUGCUGUAAACACCUGAUGGAAAGAAGCCAACGCCUACUUGAAAAGAAGUCAUGACAGAAUGACAUCGGGGUCCUGUUUGCAUUUUGCUUCGUGUCAUCUUGGUGUAGCUUCUCCCCUCCGCUCUGUGCUCACGCAUACAUUGUUUUGAUUUCAGAAUUAAACAUAGUUGUUAUAAACUGAUGACAACUGCAACCAAAGUUAACAGUCCGAGUAUAAUAUUUCUCUUCUGUGAUGGUUCUCCUGUGCUGGUCAUCCAUUUAUUAGCCCACUGACCAUAGACGUAAAGCAAUAUGACGUUGACACAACAUUGUGUUUGUAGAUUCUGAGUAAAUCGACGCAUACUUCAUCUUGAGCAUCUUAUCGAAUAAUUGCGUCGAUACAAAUUUGUUUCAAAACUAUAACGAUAUUGCGAUCACGAGUGUUCUUGUUGUGUGAUCUUGAGAAAGUGUGAUUGUUUCGUUUUUCGGGGUACAUGACAAAAUGAACACUCAUGAACUCCGCAACCCCCAAGUUUUGUGUUUCACUCUAAUUCUUUCUUCUCCCUCUCUCUUUGACGUGGCGGUUGAGCAUGUUGGGGAAAUGUCGUUUGUCCAGAGGCAUUUUCAGUUUAGCCUUUAGUGACGGAACGACAUUCCCAUGGCUUUGUUUGCAAUAUCACUGAAGCCACUCAAAAUGGUGUUCUAGAAUCAGACGAGCCUUUCUGCCUGUGCACCACCAUUCAAUGGUUGCUGCAUGAAUGUCCAUGUGCACUGAACAUCCAGGUACAAGCACUGACCACAUGGCUGUGCACAUCUCCUUCAGUUCAAGUGGGAUAGGCCCUGGACCUUUUUUUUAAUCCCAGGGAGUGUGAGCUCAGCUUUUUUUUUUGUUUUGACUAUAUUGUGUCAGAAAGGAAUUAGAAGAUGUGGUUGCUUUUAUUUUUUACAAUAUUUUUGUAUCUUGUAAAAUGCACAUGACAUUAACCUGCCAUUAUUUUAUUUUUUUUUCUUGUAAAUAUCACUUCAUUUCAAAAAAAUAAAAAAAUAAAACGUAA